Molecule: messenger RNA, 1309 nt
Organism: Ceratitis capitata (Mediterranean fruit fly)
Lineage: Eukaryota; Metazoa; Arthropoda; Insecta; Diptera; Tephritidae
Product: phospholipid scramblase 2
Exons: 5
Coding region: 185-943 (252 amino acids)
Biological process (GO): plasma membrane phospholipid scrambling
Cellular component (GO): plasma membrane
Molecular function (GO): phospholipid scramblase activity
Source: RefSeq, a predicted model, not a curated record
CCUUUUUUGUUUAAGGAGUGUCUGUUACACAUUAUUUUAUUAUUUAUUUGUUUUGAGUUUUGAAAAAUUGUCAAAUACUAAUUAAGGUCCGGAAGAUCAUUGCAAAAGUCAAAUAUUUUCGACAUUUUAAUAACCCAAGUGCCUACGAUUACUUUAUUCACAAAAAGAAAAAAUAACGAUCACAAUGCAAAAAAAUCGGGACUAUGAAGGCGUUCCACAGGAUGCACCACCAAUUGUGAGGCAGCCUCGUGCCUUAAUAUCACCUCAAGAAACUUGGAUGAGCAUUCCUAUUGGCAUGCCUAAUUGUCCCACAGGUUUGGAAUAUUUAACUGCCGUUGACCAGUUGCUUAUAAAGAGACAAGCAGAUUUGGUUGAAGUAUUUUUUGGCUGUGAAAUGAAAAACAAAUCUAAAAUAAAGAAUUCCUCUGGUGAAAAUGUGUAUUUAGCAGUAGAGGAUACGCACUGCAUGACCAGAAACUUAUGUGGUUCCUGUCGUCCUUUCGAUAUACAAAUUUUGGACAAUUUCCAGAAUGAAGUACUACAUAUAAAUCGUCCUUUACGUUGCGAAUACUGUUGUUUUCCAUGCUGCUUACAAACAUUAGAAGUGUCCUCCCCACCGGGGACCGUUAUUGGCAAUGUGGAACAGGAGUGGUCACUGUUCACUCCAACUUAUCUGAUUAAGAAUUCUUACGGAGAGAAUGUUUUGCGUGUAAAACGUCCACGGUUCGCCAUCAAAUGUUGCGCUAAUGUUGAAUUCGAUAUAUUGGCAAUGAAUGGAGAUAAAAUUGGGAAAAUCUGUAAACGAUGGGCUGGUAUGGAGAAGGAAUUGUUUACGGAUGCCGACUAUUACGGUGUUAGUUUUCCUAUAGAACUGGAUGUACGAAUGAAAGCAGUGCUAUUGUCAGCCACAUUUCUCAUUGACAUGUUGCAUUUCGGUUAUUAAGAAACUGCAAUAAAUUACCAAUUGAACUUAGCCAGUACAGAAAACAUUGCUUCAAACUGAUGGGCUUUAAGAAAGCUACAACUUAUACUCAACGCGCACAUAAAUGAUACUUUUCUAUUUUUUAUUGUUACUACUAACAAAGUACUUAAAAGACCUGUCUACUCACAAACUACACCAAAUGAGCUCGAGCAUUAGACUAUGUACAAACUCUUUUUGAUUUGCAAGUACAAUAUAUGUAUUUAUAUUUAACAAGACAAAAGAUAUAAUAUUUAUUUCGCAACUAUUUUCUAACAUUUACACUAUGCUACUUGUAGCAACCUCUAGACCAACGUAAGAUUUGCAAUAAAGUUUCAAUAUUAAAAUUCA